This is a messenger RNA of Bolinopsis microptera, 1476 nucleotides long. RefSeq names its product glutamine synthetase-like. The coding region runs from base 46 to 1143 and encodes 365 amino acids. The transcript is spliced from 9 exons. Gene Ontology annotation, cellular component: cytoplasm. The record is from RefSeq and is a predicted model, not a curated record. Gene Ontology annotation, molecular function: glutamine synthetase activity. NCBI's taxonomy places the organism in Eukaryota, Metazoa, Ctenophora, Tentaculata, Lobata, Bolinopsidae.
UACUAUAUAACAAAUAAUUUGAGCUCCGUAAUUAAAGGAACAGCUAUGAGUGGUGCAGUUGUCAUGGACGGAUUAAACGGGAGAUCCAACCCCUUUAUGAAGUUAGAUCAAGGAGAUAAGAUACAAGCCUACUACAUGUGGGUUGACGGCUCCGGAGAAAACUUGAGAGGAAAGACAAGGACGCUGGACAGUGUGCCAGAUUCUCCCGAUGAUCUGCCAUGGUGGAACUUUGACGGUAGUAGUACAAACCAGAGUCUUGGUAAAAACAGUGACGUUCUCCUUAAACCAGUCGCUAUCUUCAAAGAUCCGUUCCGAGGAGGAGACAACAUCCUUGUUUUAUGUGAAACUUACGGGCCUGAUGAUGAGCCUCAUCCCACUAACCCAAGACACGAGUGUAUUGAAAAUAUGGAGAAAGCUGCUGAGCUUGAACCAUGGUUCGGUAUUGAGCAGGAAUACACCCUGUUUGACGCCCACAACAAAGAAGUAUACUGCUGGCCCCGAUACGGGUUCCCUGGCCCUCAGGGACCUUACUAUUGCGGUAUCGGAGCUGACAGAAUCAAGGGGAGGAAAGUGGUGGAGGCUCAUUACAGAGCUUGCCUCUACGCUGGUGUCAUGAUCGGAGGUUCCAAUGCGGAAGUUAUGCCCUCUCAGUGGGAAUACCAAGUGGGACCCUGCUCUGGAGUAGACAUGGGUGACCACCUUUGGGUAUCACGGUACAUUCUUCAUCGUGUAGCAGAGGAGUUUAAUGUUUGUGUCAGCUUAGAUCCUAAGCCAAUUGAUGGAGAUUGGAAUGGCGCUGGUUGCCAUACCAAUGUCAGCACCAAACCAAUGCGAGAAGAAGGAGGAAUGGAACACAUCAUGGUAGCUAUAGAGAAGAUGGAGGCUAAACAUAAGGAGCAUAUUGAAGCUUAUGAUCCGUCAGGAGGAAAGGACAACGCUAGACGGCUGACUGGUGCUCACGAAACAGCAAGUAUUAACGAGUUCAGCUACGGUGUAGCCCACAGGGGAGCCAGUAUCAGGAUCCCAAGAUCUGUUGAGAAGGACGGUUACGGUUACCUUGAGGAUCGUCGUCCAUCCAGUAACAUGGAUCCCUACGUGGUCUGCAACAGAAUCAUCAAGACCAUUGCAAUUGACGAAGAUUAAAAACUAGUGUUGAUUUACAUUGGACUCGUAACUAGCAUAACUUAAACAUUGAUUAGUUAAUCAAUUAAUUAAUUUGUUAAUUAAUUGAUCAUUUUUCACGGUUUAAGGAUUCCAAACCUUGUGGUUGAGAUAGAUAUUUAUGAUUGUCAAUUGUUAUUUUGUAUUAUUGUAUAGUCAUAUGAAGUCUCAGCUUAUGAGCCGGGUCUUAAUUUUAAAAUAAAGCAUUAUUUUGCCAAAUCUAAUAUUUAGAUUCCAAUAUAGUGUUUAAAUAAUAUUUGUGAAUACCUAUACAUUGUGAUAUAUGAAAUGGAUUAUGUAAUAUAAUCUAACAUA